AUGAAGGUCAUCCUGCAGCGUGUGCUGUCGGCGUCCGUGACGGUGGACAAGGAGAUGAUCUCGUCCAUCGGCAAGGGAGUCCUCGCCUUUGCCGCCGUGGCCCCCGGGGACACGGAGAAGGAGGCCGACCUGAUGGCGGCCAAGGUCCUCCGGAUGAAGCUCUGGGACGACGACGAGGGAGGCAAGUGGAAGCGCAGCGUAGCUGACAUUGAGGGCGAGGUCCUGUGUGUGUCGCAGUUUACUUUGCUGGCCAGCACCAAGAAGGGCGCCAAGCCCGAUUUUCACGGCGCGGCCAACCCGGAGGAGGCGCGGCGGCUCUACCACUACUUUGUGCAAAAGGUGCGAGUCGGGUACCAGGAGGAGAGGGUCAAGGACGGGCAGUUCCAGGCCAUGAUGGAAGUGGCUCUCGUCAACGACGGACCGGUUACUCUAGAGCUGAAGAACGGCGCCAAGACCGAUUAA
This is a messenger RNA of Fusarium keratoplasticum, 462 nucleotides long. RefSeq names its product D-aminoacyl-tRNA deacylase. Gene Ontology annotation, molecular function: D-tyrosyl-tRNA(Tyr) deacylase activity. The transcript is spliced from 5 exons. Gene Ontology annotation, biological process: tRNA metabolic process. The record is from RefSeq and is a predicted model, not a curated record. The coding region runs from base 1 to 462 and encodes 153 amino acids. Lineage: Eukaryota; Fungi; Ascomycota; Sordariomycetes; Hypocreales; Nectriaceae. Gene Ontology annotation, cellular component: cytoplasm.